Molecule: messenger RNA, 2085 nt
Organism: Haliotis rufescens (red abalone)
Lineage: Eukaryota; Metazoa; Mollusca; Gastropoda; Lepetellida; Haliotidae
Product: forkhead box C1-B-like
Exons: 3
Biological process (GO): anatomical structure morphogenesis; regulation of transcription by RNA polymerase II; cell differentiation
Molecular function (GO): RNA polymerase II cis-regulatory region sequence-specific DNA binding; DNA-binding transcription factor activity, RNA polymerase II-specific
Source: RefSeq, a predicted model, not a curated record
UUUUGGGUAAUGUAAUUAGUCGGAGAGCAAGUGGCAAGUGAGUAGGCAGAGUGGUGACAGACAGUGAGAGUUUGGUGUCACAUGGAUUUUCUCAGUGUCUCAUUAGAAAUCUAGUCAGUAUAUAACCCCCUUGCUGACGACACAGUCAACAAGCAUCUCAGCUACAAUUUGAGAAAUAUCAGUCACAGUUUGACAACGCAAACCAGUACAAAAAUGAAGAGAAAGUUUUGUGACACCACUUUCAGCGAAAACCUGCCAACAAAGUCCCAGCGAAUGCACUGUCACCAAAGUGCACCCCAGGGAUUCACACCGCUACCCCUCGAGGAGAACGCAUCGUCUACCCCGCACUACAACACUUCUGUGGAUCUACGUCGCGUUAUUGACGAGUUUGUGGCCAUAUACGAACGUUUGGACAGUACCGACGAUCCCUUGGUUAAGCCAAACUACUCUUAUACGGAACUAGUGUAUUUGGCUCUACUCAGAUCGCCGAACUUCUGCCUGCCGAUUAAUGAAAUAUACAAGUAUAUUCAGACCAAGUUCCAGUUCUUCAGGAGGAAUACUCGUGAACACUGGCGUAAUGCUGUCCGCCACAGUCUCUCCAAGACCAAAUGCUUCACCAAGAUCGGCGUCCGGCGCGGCCCAAACUCAUCCGGCACCUACAACCGCUCCAUGUUCCUGUGGACCUUCUUCCCCAGCAGCAUCGUCAACUUCGCCCGUGGUGACUACCGCUCCAGCGUCGACAAGGAAAGCGGAACCAACACUCUCAGAUGGGGAUACUAUCGUAUUAAUGCUGGUGAAUUUUGGGACCGUGUUUCUCUUUCGUUGGAUACCAAGAUGAUGUCAUUCAAGGAAUCUCUUGCCGCGUCCCCAACUCAAGCCCAGAUUUUCGAAGUACAGUUGUGCAUCUUACCCGGGACUGAGUCUCAGUACAUAGCUCCACGCCCAUCAACUUCGCCUGAGACCCACCCCGCCUACCGCCAGGACUCACCCCCGUCUAUCAGGACAACCACGUCGUCAAGCACCCCAGCGUCCGUCCAGCCUACCCAUGGAGGUCACCACAUCAUGCCCGCAUCUGUAUCACAGUACCAUCAAGCCAGAGCUACCCAUAGUCAAGUCACAGCUACCCGUAGUCAAGCCAGCCCUUCCCUUAGCUACAGUAGUAGCACCAGUCCAUUCUAUCACACAAGCCCUGCGCUACCAUCGACUACCCACGAGUAUCACUACAUCGCCAGCCCCGAGCACGACAGCCCGUCGUUCCAGCAUCAGAACACGACACUGGCCACCGGAACAGCGAGCCGUAGCUUGUCUUGGGAUUCUUCUACGGACAUCCUGUCCUGUGCUUGGAACGCUGUAAACUCCACACCCUGUGACAACUCCGACAGCGACUGGUCGUCCAACUCCGAGUGUCGUGACAGCGGGGUCAGCACCGACACCUCCAGCUCAGACAACAGCUACCUCCACGCCUUCAUCGACGGCCGGCAGUUUCACUCCCCACCCCAGAACGUCAAUAUGUUCAGCCCAUCCUUCCAUCCUCAGCGUUACCAGUCAAACAAGAUGGUAAACACCGCCCGCCACGCCCACGCCCACGCCCAUCCCCCCAGCAACCCCCGGGAUACUUUCACCGACGUUCAGCUUCUACCCGAAGCAUCUCUCUCGUCCCUGUUCGAUCUGGCAUCGAGUCACCACCAGGAUUCUUCCGUGUUCGAUUUCCUCAGCCAGGAUAACAGUUCGGUUAAACAGGAAUCCGACAGUGGUUACGCAUCAUCUUUUGCGCAUGACAGUUAUCUGGCGUUUGCACACAGUUUGUAGGCUACGCCACCGCCUUCCUGGCUCAGUUCCAUAAAGCGAUUGCUGCGCUUGGGAGAUCGUAACUCCGAUACUUUAACACAGACUUUCGACAGUCGAAGCGAUAUGAUCGUUUUGUGGAACGGAUCAAAUCAUUACGAGACAAGUCGUAUGUUCUAUAUUAUAAUGCCACACGGGUACAUAGACAGUGCGUUUAUGCCAUGUCUAUAUCUCGAUAACCUGUUGAUGAAGUUGGCUCAGACCGGCAGUGCAGCGACAGCCUCAGUAGCACAACGUUGA